This is a messenger RNA of Aspergillus pseudonomiae, 1849 nucleotides long. RefSeq names its product MFS transporter. The record is from RefSeq and is a predicted model, not a curated record. The transcript has 2 exons. The coding region runs from base 114 to 1823 and encodes 569 amino acids. Gene Ontology annotation, biological process: transmembrane transport. NCBI's taxonomy places the organism in Eukaryota, Fungi, Ascomycota, Eurotiomycetes, Eurotiales, Aspergillaceae. Gene Ontology annotation, molecular function: transmembrane transporter activity.
AGGACCGUCAUUAACGGUCCAGGAAGACAAACCCUUGGCCGUGCUGCUAAUACAUAUGUGCUAAGUACGCUUGGGGGUUCAUUACUCUGUGUGCACAACUUCCCGAUCUCAAGAUGAGGACGUCUGAGCGGGACGCCCUCAAUCGGCGCCGUUCCUCCACACUACACUAUCAGACCUUCGAAACCCCGCCGCCGAAAUCGCGUGGUCGACCAAAUUCUGGUGAAUCCAGAUCCUCGGGAGCAGACCAACCCCACGAUGAACCCAACAAUAAUGAGUCAGAAGGACACUCUCCAUUGCCAAAGAAGCAGAUGGCCGUUUUGGCAAUGAUCUCCCUUUGCGAACAGACAGCCUUCAAUUCGAUCAGUCCAUACUUGCCUGAGAUGGCCUCGAAGUUUCCAGAGGUGGAACCGGAUAUGGUUGGCGUAUAUGUCGGAACACUUGCUACCGCUUUUGCCGUUGCGCAGUUCGCGACGAAUUACUUCUGGGGCUGGUUGUCAGACAGAAUCGGAAGGAGGCCGGUCAUUCUGCUGGGUACCAUAUUGACGGCGGCAUGCUUUGUUGCGUUUGGCUUCUGCAGAACAUUGGCUCAGGCGAUUGUCGUGCAAGCUUUGAUGGGUGCCGUCAACGGCAAUCAGGGCCUGGUAUCUACGUGUCUGGGUGAAAUCACUGACCGGAGUAACCAGUCAAAAGCUUUUACCUACCUCCCCGUCCUUUAUGGAAUUGGAGGCAUAACAGGCCCUUUAGUGGGCGGCUUGCUGGUCUUCCAUCAUAACCCGUGGGAUAGCAGCAAGCCCAAUCCGUAUCCGUACCUCGCACCCAAUCUGAUGUCUGCGGCAGUUUUGGUGCUGGACUUUGUCUUGUCAAUAUUUUUCUUGGAAGAGAGUCUUGAAGACCCUGAAGGUCUACCUAGAUUGCAGCAGAGGGUCCGCGAUUUCUUCUCCUGGCUGUGGCAGUUUACCAGUCUUGCGAAACGGGCGAGAUAUGUGCAGCCGCCACACCCGAUCCCGUAUCGCCCGUUUCGCGAGGAAUCUGUAGAUACAGCGGACCAUGACAGUGAUCUUGACUCGGCUUCAGAGGCAUCCAGUUAUCGUGGCCCUCGCCGCGCAACCUUGACGUCAACCGAACUGUUGAACCGGGACACUCUCCUACUCCUCUUAACGUAUCUUGUUUUCUCUCUGUGCAAUGUUGCCUACAAUGCGCUCUUCCCGAUCUUCUCACAGGCUGCCCCUCCCACAGGACGAGGUCUUACACCCUCAGAGAUUGGUCUUGCGCAAGGAUUUUCAGGUUUCGUAACGAUCAUCUUCCAGAUCUGUAUCUUUGGGAAGUUGAGGGAUAAGAUGGGAAAUCGGUGGUCCUACCGUGCUGGCCUCUUUGGCUUUGUGGUUUCCUUCAUCCUGAUGCCCUUCAUUGGCUACAAGGGUAACGACUCUGGAGGCCUGUCUGGUAAAACCGCACUCUUGGCCUUUGAGCUAUGCUCCGUGUUGCUGGUAAAGACAAUCGCCACUGUUGGCGGAUUAACCAGCGCACUGCUACUGAUCACCAAUUCCGCACCUGACCACGCAGUCUUAGGAGCCCUCAAUGGCCUCGCCCAGACCCUAUCUGCAGCCGGUCGCGCAGUGGGCCCGUUCGUAUCGGGCGGCCUGUUCAGCCUGUCAUCGCGGAUCGAGCCCAAGGGAGAAGCCCUAGCCUUCGGCGUUUUUGCUGGCAUUUCAUUCAUUGGAUUCCUUCUGAGUUUCGGCAUUCAAGGCCGGUCCCUUGAAGCCGAUGACUGGGAGAGUGACAGCGAUCACUACAAAUCCGACGAGGAGGAACCAGACGCGUAGGGGUCGACUUUCUUUCUGGCCAACUA